AUGGGCUGGGCAGGUGCACUGCGCGCUGGGCUCUGCCUUCUGGCUUGGAUUCCGCUUGAGGCCAAGCUGCAGGUAGCACAGCUUCAACUUGGAGGAGUCCAGAGGUGGGGCUUCAUGUCGAAGUUCGGCUAUGCUCCGGGCAAUGGCACCUACCGUCUCCGAGUGCGUGUGCCCUCGCAGACCAGGAGGCCUGACGGCAACAUUACCCUCCGCUUUGAAAGCUAUCUCGAUGAGGACUGGAACGAGGUCCUCCAGAUCGAGGACCCUUGCUUGCGGACGCGAAAAUCUCGGAAGACCUGGAACUUGAACGUUCCCGCCGACGGCCAGUGGAGUGAUCCCUGGAAUGGACAAGUGCGGAACACGGUGAGGUCGCACGUUUGGUACUUCGUGCUGCUCCACUGUGGGGAGAAGCUGAAGGACCACAGUGUCCGCUUCGAGUACGAGAUGCGGCACCUGAACGAGGGAGACUCUCAUUUCACCAUCGAGAAGCAAUGGACGCUCCCAGCGAACGUUCUGUCGCUGCUCUGCUUCCUGGCCUUUUCCACUUUCUUCGCUCGGAGGUGCAUCAGUGAGAUGCGCGGAGUGGGCAGGCUCCACCCUGUGAUCCAAGGCCUGGUGGCCGUGGUCGGCCUGGAGCUCCUGGCACAGUCCCUGCAUGCUCUGCACCUUUGGAGAUAUGGCUACGAUGGAAAGGGGCUUCGGCUGCUUGAGAUCGUGGCGGAGCUCCUGUUUGUCCUGUCUCAGCUGGUGCAGUCCACGCUUCUGCUCCUCAUAGGGUACGGAUACACUUUGCUGCCUGUGGACAUUGCCCCAGACAUGGUGGUGUUGGCCUUCGGUAUCGGGGCUGCUCUCCACAUCCUCCUGGUGCUUCUGAUCAAAGGGGAGGAUGACGCUGACAAGUUCCACGACUACGAGAGCCUUGCUGGGAAGAUCUUGCUGGCUCUCCGACUGAUGCUCUUUGUGGGCUUCCUGUGGGCGCUCAGCGGAACGAUGCAGGGAGCCCCUUUCAGGAUCCGACGUUUCCUCACGAAGUUCGGUUUCAUCGGCACGCUCUACUUUGUCGGUCCACCCAUUGUGGUGCUACUGGUGUCCUUCUUUGCUCCGUAUUGGCGGCCUCCUAUAUUGACCAGCUGCCUGAUGUUGCUGCAGAUCAGCACUGCCUGGUGGCUGAACCACCUCUUCUUAUCCAGGGGGGAGUUCUUCGAGGUUUCGGAGCUGAAUUCCUCGUCUCUUCCGGGGGGUACUCCCCGAAGCAAAUCGCCCCGCAGUUCCCCUCGCUACGAUCGAGACAAGCAUGACUAG
Molecule: messenger RNA, 1302 nt
Organism: Symbiodinium necroappetens
Lineage: Eukaryota; Dinophyceae; Suessiales; Symbiodiniaceae
Source: the annotation of a GenBank genome assembly